This is a messenger RNA of Mercenaria mercenaria, 2221 nucleotides long. RefSeq lists its product as uncharacterized. The record is from RefSeq and is a predicted model, not a curated record. NCBI's taxonomy places the organism in Eukaryota, Metazoa, Mollusca, Bivalvia, Venerida, Veneridae. The transcript is spliced from 2 exons. Bases 27 to 1343 code for a protein of 438 amino acids.
UAUGAAAUCAUAAUUACACUAUCACAAUGGACAAGAAAUUCGGGCUGAUUCUCCUCCUUCUCGCUGGUGCUGAUGCCCAACUGUUUUCCAUUUUAUCAACCACUGCAGAAGUUGUUUCGUUUGCAUUAGAUGUGUAUGAUAUAUUUGAUGGACCAAAACAGACGACGAGCUCCGUGAGCUACGACAAAAUAGUUAAAACUAUUUCAGAGCGGAUUGAGAUGUCUACGGAAAAAAUUACUUUCAAAGUGGAGCUUGAAGCUCACCUGACAGAACUGCGUACUGCAUCGUACGCAAUACAACAGCUUCUAAAGGAUAUGGAACAUAUUGCAAAAACAAACAACGAAACGAAAAGACAAAUAUAUAAAACAAGAUUCCAUCAAGAUUUUGAAAGAAAGAAAAGUGACAUUUAUACAAUAAAGUCAUUACUAACAUUUACAACUGACGUGUCCGGAAUAUCGAACACUCUAUUAUCUCUUAUUGUGGAUGGAUUUGAUUGCGGAAUGACGAGCAUUGAACACUUUCAAACAUACUACAUGACGUUGGUCUCAAACGCAGCGGCACUGGAUAUGUUGAAUGAAAAACUGAGUGACAAUGAUCUGCACGAUGAUGCCUUGAAAGAAUGGCAGGCAUCGGCCACAACAUUGUUUGAUAAAUUCCAAAAGGAAAAAGAUAAUUGCAAGUCUCAAUUCAUGAAACUUGUAAAAUCAGAUUUUGAUCAGAUUGAACAUGGCAAAGAGCUUUUCAAUAAUAACCAACGAAGGUAUUCUUAUACGACCAAUGAUGUUCUAUUUCUUACCGAAAGUUACUGUGCAAGAAGCUUGAAGAAAUAUGAUCAAGUAUUGAAGAAAAACAUCGGCAAUGACUUAAUAUUUGCAAUUUUUCAGAGUGAAGAACUUAACGUAGCAGUUGAUAAAGAACAAUUCAAAAAGCUUAUUUUAAAGACCAAAUUUGAUGACUGUAUAAAAGACACCGGCGAUGUGAUAAAUAUGUUUGAUCUUCUUGGGUACGAUUUAGUGGUGUCAGUUAUGUUCCCCGAGGGCCAGGCAGAAAUCUUUCUGGAUAAGGAUUCAUCGUCAAAGUCGAUAACUACUUCAAAAUACAAGACGAUAGUUUAUUUACGGGUGCAAGAGCAAGGCGUGAACGGUACACUCACAGCAGAGGACUUCGAUGUAGAUUUUUAUGUGGCCCCUGUGCCGACCGAGGAACCAUUUACACUGUUUGGACUCGAGAUCUGGAAAUUGGGUGCUAUAGGGGGCUCAAUAAUUGUGUUUUUGAUUCUAUUAUGUCUGAUUUGUUGUAUGCGGGGUCGUUGUCGUCGUCCUUGUAAGUCGGAUGAUUAUUGAGUUUCAGUAAACAACCUGCAUCAGCUGAAGAAUGUGUUUCUGUAUUAAAGAUAUGACGAUUAAUGUAUUAGCGAGGAGAUGGGCCAGAACUUGUGAUGUUGAUUAUUGUUUUAAUGAUUAUCAAACUUUGUUGUUAUUAAUCAUUUAUGAUCACGGAAUAAUGGAAGUAAUUUGUGCUAAUGAUACUCUUUGCUUGUCGUCCUUUUACCGAUUUUAUACCUUAAUUAUCCAAUUAUUUUACUAUAUAAAUAGUUAGUAUGGCGAUACAACGACGAACGUUGUUAUGCCCCCCGUUGGACGUCCCCGCCGAAUGUCGCCCUACAAAACAUCGCCCCGCCGAACGUUCGGCGGGACGACGUUUGUCGGUGCGAAGUGUUUGUCUUGAAGCCAUAACGACGUAUUUGUUGUGUCACUAUGACAGAACGAAAUAACGAAAUGCCACAAAUCAGUCAGUCGGAAAGCGAAAACACCCAUAUAUUCUCAAUUAAGAUAUUAUAUAUCACACCUUAUCCCUUUUCCAAUGCGAGCGUGGAUCUUCCCCUCACAAAGAUACAAUAUUCUCCCGUAAUGUGUUGUAGAAGUCAACACUAUAGACGUGUUGUGCUCAGUUGUUAGACAAACGACAAUCUGAUAAAUUCGGCCGGAAAUACCCAAUGUUUCAUGAUUUAGACAAAAAAUCAUGAAAUUGCUAACCAUGUAAUAUGCCAUAUAAGGUGAUGCUAUAGUAGCAAAUAAUAUGAAACAGACUUAAAAGUUAAAAAACUGUGGCAUACAUUCAAUGAAAAAGAAGGAUGUAAAAUGUUUUGUAUGUUAAAGAAAAAUAUUCAAAUGUGAUUAUGAAAGACAAUAUCCAUUAUUAUAAUAAUAAUUCCUUCAUG